UCGCCUAUAUAUACAACACCAUAUCCAGACUACCACCAGCAACAACUAGACCAAUCUUUCUAACCUUUCACUUCUUACACAAACACAUCUUCUUACAACUUUCACCUUCUUGCCUAACACAUCUGACGAUGGCGAUCGUACAAAAGCUUAGAAGGUCUUUAUCGAGGGAAAGAAGAUGGGCGGAAGUUCCAAAGGGGCACUUGGCGGUUUAUGUUGGGGAGUACGAUGAAAAGAAACGAUUCGUCAUUCCGGUGUCCUUUUUGAACCAUUUGUCCUUCCAAGAAUUGUUGCUUCAAGCUGAAGAAGAAUUCGGAUUUCAUCAUCCAAUGGGAGGCCUCACCAUCCCAUGCAGCGAGGAUUUAUUCAUCGAUCUCAUCUCUCACUUGAGUCCAUUGUAACGAAUAUAAGUUCAUAAACAAAUAGAUAGAGAAGAUACACAGCACAUACAUUUCUUCUGAUUUCUUCCUGAUUUUUCAGACUCGGAUACUUUUAGACAUCAAUGGAUAUUUAUGUACCAAAAAAUAAUGUAAUAUUUAGACAAAGAUUAUAGAAUACUAACACAUUACAACAUUUAUCAACUAUAUUACAACAAA
Andrographis paniculata is the source of this 593-nucleotide messenger RNA. Its product is annotated as auxin-induced protein 15A-like. The coding region runs from base 129 to 398 and encodes 89 amino acids. NCBI's taxonomy places the organism in Eukaryota, Viridiplantae, Streptophyta, Magnoliopsida, Lamiales, Acanthaceae. Gene Ontology annotation, biological process: response to auxin. The transcript has a single exon. The record is from RefSeq and is a predicted model, not a curated record.